This is a messenger RNA of Saccoglossus kowalevskii, 3002 nucleotides long. Its product is annotated as Hhip-like protein. Gene Ontology annotation, molecular function: protein binding. The record is from RefSeq and is marked provisional. NCBI's taxonomy places the organism in Eukaryota, Metazoa, Hemichordata, Enteropneusta, Harrimaniidae.
CUGUGAACAACGUGAAUAUAACGACUGCGCCGAAAGUUAGCCAUUUGCCGAAGAUUUAUUUUAGUGCUAACCGUUUAGUGUCAAAUUGUUAUCGUUACUCAUUAAUGGCUUUUAAUUUCACUGCUUAGUACGUAAACAGACAUCAAUUAACGCGAGCCACUGUUUGACAUUGUCACGCGACAGGGACAAGGUCAGUUUAAGGUCGAAAGGGAUGAUGGCGGGGAAGGCCAUGGUGCACUCCAAAUGUGUGAGGUCCUACAUUCGAACGGUCGGUAUCUCGUUUCUGAUUUGUGUCGUAUUGGUAUCACAUAGUCGAUCGCACCCGCAAUGUCUGGACUUCUUUCCUCCGUUCAAGGCGACCCGAGACCUGACGUUUUGCCGGGAAUAUUCCGAUUUUGGGUGCUGUACGUCAGUCCGCGACGGCGAACUACGCCAAAAAUACAAUAACCUGAUAGACCAGUUAGAGGCGAUAUAUCCUGUGUUGCCUGUGUGCAACAGCUACGUCAAGGACAUCCUGUGCCAGGAAUGCUCCCCGUAUGCGUCGCAUAUUUUUGAUGCCGAGACGACACAGAUAAUUGCCCCGUUGCCUGGACUAUGCACGGCGUAUUGCCUUGACUUUGCUCAUUGUGGACACGUUGUUAGUUUUCUCACCACCGAUCAACAAUUACAGUCAUCGCUGGACGUUUCCCUUGAAUAUUUCUGUGAAUUGGUGGAAAUUGGGGACAUGGAUUAUUGCUACCCCGAUAUCGUACAAAACGACGUGUUCAUCCACGAGUUGGUGACUGCAGGUGAGGGCGAAGGGUGUAUUUGUGUGCAAGAAUUCGCCAAUGGUUUGCGGAACCCGCUAGCCGGUGUGCACGCCGGGGACGGAACUCAUCGGUUUUUCAUCGCCGAGCAGAUCGGCGUUGUCUACGUGUUCCUCAAAAACGGCACUAAAAUCAAUGAACCGUUUCUUGACAUUCGCUCCGAGGUUUUGACAAGUUCUAGACGAGGGGACGAAAGGGGGUUUCUCGGACUUAGUUUUCACCCCGACUAUGAAAAUAACGGUCGCCUGUUUAUAUAUUAUUCUGUGGGAACGCUGAGCGAUCAGAAAAUACGAAUAAGUGAAAUGAGAGUUAGCAGUGACGAUAUGAACAAAGCGGACACCAGCACAGAACGGGUGUUGCUAGAAAUUGACCAACCAGCACCAAAUCACAACGGAGGACAACUUUUGUUUGGGGAGGAUGGGUAUCUUUAUCUUUUUGUUGGCGAUGGAGGAAAAGGCGGCGACCCGUUUGGUGAAAUUGGAAACGGCCAGGACCUCGAAACUCUUCUUGGAGCUGUACUGCGAAUUGAUAUUGAUGGAGAAGAAAAUGGACGACCAUAUAGGAUUCCCUCAGAUAACCCAUUCCUCAACGUCUCAAAUGCAAAGCCUGAAAUCUACGCGUAUGGUACUCGCAACAUGUGGAGGUGCUCGGUAGAUGGUGAUGAUGUCACAGGUGAAGGAAGAGGUCGGAUAUUCUGUGGCGAUGUUGGGCAGGACUCCUAUGAAGAAAUUGACAUCAUUGAAAAGGGUGGAAAUUUUGGAUGGAGAAUGAAGGAAGGGUUCAGUUGCUAUGACGAUGAUAUGUGUACGGAUGAUGCAAUGGGUAGUCGAUUAUUUAAGUUAAUCGAAGACAAAAAUACCGGAGAGUGGAACAACUUUGAUAUAUGUUUGGGAGAUAAUAGCGUAUGCAACAACGGUUUAAUUGGAACAUUCCCCGGGAAAAUAUUAUCUUUUGGCGAGGAUGAAUCAGGUGAAGUUUAUAUCUUGUCUACCGAUCAUGAAAGUAAUACGCAUUCUGGUGGAAAAGUUCACAAAAUAGUAGAUCCGGGAAGACGAGGAGACCCUCUAGACUGCGAUGUUGAGCACAAGGACGUGGUAGUGAUUGGACCAACUACGGAUUUUGAACCAAGCGCGUCAGGUCAGGGAAGGUGGCUUUCAAGGCAAAAGUGGUAGGAAGAAAAUGGUUCCUGCACGAGAAACGACUGCAACUUGAUAUUUUCUCUGUCUUUCGUCUUAACAGCUCUAUCAUAAACUAUCAGAGUUCUGGUUUGUCAAUCUGGGUGCAGGACAAGUCAGGGCAUUGCAAAUGUCCCAAACUUAGAAUGAAUCGAACCUACUUUAUCCUAGGAAAAUAUGAUUAUCAUAAGCAACAGUUUAUUGUAACCGAGACAACCAUCACAAGGGGAUGGAGUAACAAAUGGGCAAUCACUGCACGUUAUCAUGCAAGUCUUUGUUGGAAACAAAAUCAUAUAGCCAGUGACGAGGGUUCAGUGCAAAAGCUUACACCAAACGAGGCUAAUAAAUUCAUUAUUAAAAUACAUGAAAUUCCUUGAAGAAAACAGAUGCCAUUUUUAAAAGAGACAAAUUGCAGGUUCAUCUUUCAGGAAUUCUUUGAUAUAAUGGUGCUACAUUUGUCUAACAAAAUAUUUAUAACCAUUUUUGGCAAGACUUGAUUUGACAUACUACACCCUUGGUAUGCAUUGUACUUGAACACAAAGAUGUUGAUACACGAGUAUUUAGAUUUGCCCUUGUUGCAAAUACUUUUUUAAUGUCAACACCAACAACAUCGUUGAAAUUAGAUAAGUAUCUCAGAAUGCAAUUUCAAUAUCUUUGUAUUACCAUUUGAAAUGUACUAUUUUUAUACUGCUCAGAUUCACGGCCAGUUUGGUGUUCGGUAUCUGUUAUCUGCUUGCUUGCUUUCAUGAAAUGUACGUGACCAUUUUAUAUAUUGUGCAGCAGGUUUGCAUCAAUUAAGAUAACUAUAGUAAGUCUUAUUUUAUACAAAUAUUAUGCAUACUUUUUGCUUUCUGUCAUUAAUAUUUACAUCAACAAGUUUUUUUUUUUUACCUUGUGACCUCAAGUCUUCAAAUUUAAGGCAGUAAAGUUUUGUAAAUCACCAAGGGGACAUUCCAAGCUGUAUUUUAAUACAUUGUACACUUGCUUAAUAGCAUUCAAUUAAACUAUGCAGGUAUUAACU